GGACUAUUAUUAGAAGCGUCUCCCACUCGCUCUAUUCUUGAGCAUGAAACCCAUCUUCGAGCGCAGAGUCAGCUCAGGCUCCAGGCGUUCUGUAAGCUCUUAUGCUUGCUUUGCCAACAAGUAACGGUGGUGAUCCAGGGCAUGUGUUGGCAUUGCGAGGGUCCUCCUUUGCUGUGGUACCACGGUCUCUCAUAUCUUCCACGAAGUCAAUAUUAUUAUAAUGUCAUGCAACCUGGCUUGAUGUCUCCGGGAGUCCCGAGGAGUCUAAUUUUGGAAACUCGCCGUGGAGAUUACUAUGGCGCCAGUACUCACCUAUGCCAUAAACCAUCGAGUUCAACCGGGGAAUUUGGAGAGCAAGCGACAGACUUGUAACCUGGAAAAGAGGGCUCCAAAUGAACGGUCACCGCCAGUCGCUAGCUCUCAAAUUCCACACUUGUGCCAACCAAUGUCCAAAAGCGCAUCAUCAUCAACCAUAUAGAAGCACAGCAGGCGCGGAGGGGCGACCUAGAACUCGAAAGAGAACAGCUGUUAGGUGCUCUGGAACAGACAGAGUACAGUCUCAUCGCAGCAUGAUCUCGGAUUUCUAUGCGACUCUUUCUCCGGUGAAGAGAAUUCCCGACGAGGCCCUUGCCCUCAUUUUUGAACACCGUCUACCAAUGAGGUCUCCGGACGAUCCAUUCACCUUUCUCGGCCGUGCCCGUGAUUUAACACUAGUACAGCUGGGGCUCGUAUGCAGCUCUUGGCGUGGGGCCGCACAUGCCUCCCCUCGGUUGUGGUGCAAUGUGAACCUUUAUAUCCAUGAAACGUCAUCGAGAAUCGACGCGGAUUCGCCGCUCAGGAUCUUAUCUUCCGCUGUCGCUCACCCUGUGGUGCCAACUAGAGUCGGUAUGUGAUGGUCUCAGUGAUGUUUUUGACGCCGUUGCUCUACAUGCUCCACGAUGGCGAACAAUAGCCCCACUCAAUUACAUUUUAUUUCGUGCAAGCAAUAUACAUCUCAUUUGCGAGUGACAGCCAGUGGGAACGGAACAGAAAUACAAGAAA
This is a messenger RNA of Suillus paluster, 1041 nucleotides long. RefSeq lists its product as uncharacterized. Lineage: Eukaryota; Fungi; Basidiomycota; Agaricomycetes; Boletales; Suillaceae. Gene Ontology annotation, molecular function: protein binding. The transcript has 3 exons. The record is from RefSeq and is a predicted model, not a curated record. The coding region runs from base 393 to 893 and encodes 166 amino acids.